AUGGCGUCCCCGGCGCUGGCGGCGGCGCUGGCGGCGGCGGGGGGCGCGGCCCCGGGGGCCCCGAACGCGAGCGCGGGGGGCGGCGGCGGCGGCGGGCCGCCCCCGGGCCCCUACUCCGCGGGCGCCGUGGCGGGGCUGGCGGCCGUGGUGGGCUUCCUGAUCGUGUUCACCGUGGCGGGCAACGUGCUGGUGGUGGUCGCCGUGCUCACCAGCCGCGCGCUGCGCGCCCCGCAGAACCUGUUCCUGGUGUCGCUGGCGGCCGCCGACAUCCUGGUGGCCACGCUGGUCAUGCCCUUCUCGCUGGCCAACGAGCUCAUGGCCUACUGGCGCUUCGGGCCGGUGUGGUGCGGCGUGUACCUGGCGCUCGACGUGCUCUUCUGCACGGCGUCCAUCGCGCACCUGUGCGCCAUCAGCCUGGACCGCUACUGGUCGGUGACGCGCGCCGUCGAGUACGGGCUGCGGCGCACGGCGCGCCGCGUCAAGGCCGCCAUCCUGGCCGUGUGGCUCGUGUCGGCCGCCAUCUCCUGCCCGCCGCUCGUGUCGCUGCUCCGCCGGCCCGACGGCGCCGCCUACCCGCAGUGCGGCCUCAACGACGACACGUGGUACAUCCUCAGCUCGUGCGUCGGCUCCUUCUUCGCGCCCUGCCUGGUCAUGGCGCUGGUGUACGCGCGCAUCUACCGGGUGGCCAAGCGCCGCGCCCACCCGCGCGCGCCCGCGGGCCCCGACGGCGGCGGCGGCGGCGGCGGCGGCGGGGGCGAGCGCGGCCGCUGCGUGCGCGCGCCCGAGCCCGGGGGCGUGAGCGGGGACGCGGACGCGGGGGGGCGGCGGCGCGCGCUGCGCAGGGCCGGGGGCGCGCGCGCACGGCUGUCGGCGCGCUCCGUCGAGAGGUUCCUGGCGCGCAGGCGCGGGGCGCGGGGCGGCGGGCGGGCGGCGCAGGCGCGGGAGCGGCGCUUCACCUUCGUGCUGGCCGUGGUCAUGGGCGUGUUCGUGCUGUGCUGGUUCCCCUUCUUCUUCAGCUACAGCCUGUACGGCAUCUGCGGCGACGCCUGCCGCCUGCCCGGGCCGCUCUUCAAGUUCUUCUUCUGGAUCGGCUACGUCAACAGCUCGCUCAACCCGGUCAUCUACACCGUGUUCAACCGCGACUUCCGCCGCUCCUUCCAGAACAUUCUCCUCCCGCGCCGCCGCGCCUGCCGCCAGUGA
Erinaceus europaeus (western European hedgehog) is the source of this 1200-nucleotide messenger RNA. RefSeq names its product adrenoceptor alpha 2C (gene ADRA2C). Gene Ontology annotation, cellular component: membrane. Bases 1 to 1200 code for a protein of 399 amino acids. The record is from RefSeq and is a predicted model, not a curated record. NCBI's taxonomy places the organism in Eukaryota, Metazoa, Chordata, Mammalia, Eulipotyphla, Erinaceidae. Gene Ontology annotation, biological process: regulation of smooth muscle contraction; platelet activation; regulation of vasoconstriction. Gene Ontology annotation, molecular function: alpha2-adrenergic receptor activity. The transcript has a single exon.